This is a messenger RNA of Cryptotermes secundus, 1271 nucleotides long. It is a transcript of the gene fd102C, whose product is annotated as forkhead box protein B1. The record is from RefSeq and is a predicted model, not a curated record. Lineage: Eukaryota; Metazoa; Arthropoda; Insecta; Blattodea; Kalotermitidae. The coding region runs from base 9 to 1271 and encodes 420 amino acids. Gene Ontology annotation, molecular function: RNA polymerase II cis-regulatory region sequence-specific DNA binding; DNA-binding transcription factor activity, RNA polymerase II-specific. Gene Ontology annotation, biological process: anatomical structure morphogenesis; cell differentiation; regulation of transcription by RNA polymerase II. The transcript has a single exon.
UCUGAAGAAUGUGCAGCAACGAAAGGGCGACUACGACUCCAACCGGUGGGGUUACUGGGGGUGCAGGCCUCCUACCGUAUCCUUUAGGAGCCCUCAAACAGCUAAACGAGACUGCCACUGGUGUGCCCGCCCCCGGAAAUGCCGCCCCCAGCGGUUUGCUGCCACUGGAUCAUUACCGCCUCCAGUUAUACAAUUACGCUAUGGCGGAACGGCUGAGGUUUUCACAUCACUACCCUGCACCACUGCCCCUCUGUCCAGGUUACCCUCCAUACAACCCCCGGUUAGCCUUCUCCAUGUCUCUCUUCCACCACCGAGCACUUCAGCCAGAAGAACCAAAACCUCAACACAGCUACAUCGGUCUGAUUGCCAUGGCGAUUCUGAGCUCCCCGGAAUCGAAGCUGGUACUGUCAGAUAUCUACCAGUACAUUCUGGAUAACUACCCUUACUUCCGGUCACGAGGCCCGGGUUGGAGGAACUCCAUCAGGCACAACUUGUCUCUCAACGACUGUUUCAUCAAGGCUGGAAGAAGCGCCAACGGUAAGGGUCACUACUGGGCAAUCCAUCCCGCCAAUGUGGAAGACUUCAAGAAGGGCGACUUCAGGCGCCGCAAAGCUCAGAGGAAAGUCCGCAAGCACAUGGGGCUAGCUGUUGACGAGGAAGGCGGUGAUUCUCCCAGCCCGCCCCCAGUAGCUUCCAGCCCGCCGCCUCUUUCUACCGUACCCGGACUUUGCUGGGCACCAGGACCCACAGCGACAGCCACAGCCAUAUUCCCGCCACUAACCUGCGGGAUAACCAGGAAGCGACAGUUCGAUGUGGCCUCGCUACUCGCGCCUGACAACGGGGAGGAAUACAGCAGUUCCAGGAAACUGCCUCGGAGGUUGCAGCUGAUGGGGCAGGCGUACAUGAGUAGCGGCGAGGAGGACGGUGCCGAGGAAGACAUCGACGUUGUGACCAGUGACCAGGACGCCGAAGGGAAAGACAGGACCUCGGAACAGCAAGCAGGAGAGUCUCCGAGACAGCCGCAGAACCAGGACUCGUCUCCAUCUCUGCAGCCACCCCUUCUGUCGGCGUGGGGGCAGCAGCCACAACACCCCGCCGCGGCUCUGGCACUGCACCAGUCAGUCAUGUUCCCUGGUUCGAGCCUCGUCAGCACCAUGGAGCAGCAACUGGUGAGUCGGUACUACGAGCAGCUAGCUCAGCAGCAUAGGUUGCUCCAGCAACAGCAGCAGCAGGCUGGCUCCCAUCUCCAUGACAACGCGACGGACUCGUAA